AUGGCACCACACGCAGAAGAAAGCGUCGGCAACGCGAAUGGGUUGGAGGUGAAGGCGGCCCCCAAGGCUCCUUUUGUCGUCAACUCGCCCAAUGUCGAGUAUACCGAGGACACCAUCAAGACAAAGUACACUUACCGCACCACGGACGUCACCAAGAACGCCGACGGCCACUAUGUCGCUGUUCCCAAGGAGACCCUUUACGACUUCAAGGUUGACCGCAAAGUCCCCAAGACUGGCGUCAUGCUGGUAGGCUGGGGCGGCAACAACGGUACCACGGUCACGGCCGGCAUCAUUGCUAACAAGCGUAACCUUGUCUGGGAAACCAAAGAGGGUAAGCGCGGUGCCAACUACUAUGGCUCCGUCAUCAUGAGUUCUACUACCAAGCUUGGUGUCGACAGCAAGACCGGCCAAGAGAUUCAUAUCCCGUUCCAUGAUCUCCUCCCUAUGGUCCAUCCCAAUGACCUUGUCGUUGGCGGAUGGGAUAUCAGUGGCAUGAACCUGGCUGACGCCAUGGACCGCGCCAAGGUCCUGUCCCCGUCUCUGAAGUCUUUGGUUCGCAAGGAGAUGAGCGCUAUGAAGCCUCUUCCCAGCAUCUACUACCCGGACUUUAUCGCCGCCAACCAGGAAGAGCGUGCUGACAACGUCAUGGAGGGUACCAAGGCUUCUAUGGCCCAUGUUGAGCAGAUCCGCAAGGACAUCCGUGAUUUCAAGGCUGCCAACGGGCUCGACAAGGUGAUUGUACAGUGGACUGCCAACACUGAGCGCUAUGCCGAUAUCCUGGAGGGCGUCAACGACACUGCGGACAACCUUCUCAAAGCCAUUGAAUCUGGCCACGAGGAAGUUGCUCCCUCGACUGUCUUCGCCGUCGCCUCGAUCCUCGAGGGUGUUCCCUUCAUCAACGGCUCUCCUCAAAACACCUUUGUCCCUGGUGCGAUUCAGCUCGCUGAGAAGCACAAUGCCUUCAUUGGUGGUGAUGACUUCAAGUCUGGCCAGACCAAGAUGAAGUCUGCCCUCGUUGACUUCAUGAUCAGCGCUGGUAUCAAGCUCACCUCGAUUGCCUCGUACAACCAUCUGGGUAACAACGACGGUAUGAACCUCAGCUCUCAGAAGCAGUUCCGUUCCAAGGAGAUCUCCAAGUCCAACGUUGUCGACGACAUGGUCGCUGCCAACAACGUUCUGUACAAAGAUGGAGAGCACCCUGACCACUGCGUCGUCAUCAAGUACAUGCCUGCUGUUGGAGACGACAAGCGUGCUCUGGACGAGUACUACGCUGAGAUCUUCCUUGACGGUCACCAGACCAUCAGCUUGUUCAAUGUUUGCGAGGACUCCCUUCUGGCUUCGCCUCUGAUCAUCGAUCUCGUGCUCGUCGCCGAGAUGAUGACCCGUGUACAGUGGAGGGCUCAGGCUGGUGAAGGUAGCGAUGCCAAGUUCAACAACUUCCAUAGCGUGCUUAGCGUCCUCAGCUACAUGCUCAAGGCUCCUCUCACCCCUCCGGGCACUCCAGUCGUCAACGCUCUUGCCAAGCAGCGUGCAGCUCUCACCAACAUCUUCCGUGCCUGUGUCGGUCUUGAGCCUGAGAACGACAUGACUCUUGAGCACAAGCUCUUCUAG
This is a messenger RNA of Bipolaris zeicola 26-R-13, 1611 nucleotides long. RefSeq lists its product as uncharacterized. Gene Ontology annotation, molecular function: inositol-3-phosphate synthase activity. The coding region runs from base 1 to 1611 and encodes 536 amino acids. Gene Ontology annotation, cellular component: cytoplasm. The transcript has 3 exons. NCBI's taxonomy places the organism in Eukaryota, Fungi, Ascomycota, Dothideomycetes, Pleosporales, Pleosporaceae. Gene Ontology annotation, biological process: phospholipid biosynthetic process; inositol biosynthetic process. The record is from RefSeq and is a predicted model, not a curated record.